GCGAGCGCCGCUGCUGCAACAACCUCACUCGAGUGAUUCCACAAACGGGCGUCACGCACGUUAUCCGGUUAAUUUACAUACAAAACACCGCCCAGGGGGACGAACAUGAUAAUCGACCAUCGACUGAAAGCUAACCGUGCGGUGGGGAGGAAAAAACAGCUGAAAAAAAGUUUGGACGGGAGAGGACUGCAUUAAACCAAGCGAAGUGCUUCGACACAAACGAACAGGCACUUGUCGGGCUUGUCGGGGUCUUUGCCCCACUUUUGGAUUACGAUAUGGACGCUUUGAAAUCCGCUGGAAGGGCAAUUAUACGGAGCCCCAGUAUCGCCAAACAGUCGUGGGCUGCGAGCAGACAUAAAAAGCUUCCGGAGAACUGGAGCGACACGAGGGAGACCCUUCUGGAGGGCAUGGUGUUCCAGCUCAAGUACCUGGGGGUCACAAUGGUUGAGCAGCCCAAAGGAGAGGAGCUGUCUGCGGCUGCUGUCAAGAGGAUAGUGGCCACGGCCAAAGCCAGUGGAAAAAAACUCCAGAAAGUCACAUUAACGGUCUCGCCACGAGGAAUCAUCCUUUACGACAGUGUCUCCAACCAGCUGAUAGAAAACAUCUCCAUAUACAGAAUAUCCUAUUGCACGGCGGACAAGAUGCAUGACAAAGUGUUUGCCUACAUCGUCCAGAGCCAACACAAUGAGACUUUGGAGUGUCAUGCCUUCCUCUGCACGAAGAGAAAAAUGGCCCAGGCGGUAACCCUAACAGUGGCUCAGGCUUUCAGAGUGGCGUUUGAAUUCUGGCAGGCUGCCAAGGAAGAGAAAGAAAAACGAGUGAAGUCGUGUUCAGACGGAGAAGGAGCCAGUAACUCCCAGUCGGACAGCUCGGCCAGCCUGGGCAGCCUGAAGGGAGGAGAGGUAGCCACAGCAAAGCUUCUGGAUUUGGCAGAGGGAGCAAACGUGGUGCUGGUCCACUCAGGAACAAAGCAGACUGAAUCGGAUCCCUUUAUGGUGCAUAAUCACACAACAGAGAACAACAAUACUGUAUGGGAGUUGGAGGACGGUCUGGACGAGGCUUUCUCAAGACUCGCUGAGUCUCGCACUAACCCCCAGGUCCUGGACAUUGGGGUAAACCCUCAGGACUUCAACACUGAAGAGUGCCUGUCCCCAGGCAGAUGGGACCAAGAGGACACAGACUUCACCACACAAAAAGACACUUUUUUAAAGUGAAGCCUCUGGGGAAACAUGAGGAGAAAUGGUGGUAAAACAUGGUUGGAAACUGAAGUGACAAAACAGACUUUUGUGACAUCAGCACGGUUUCCCACCUUCUCCCUGCUGCCAAGUCCUCUCCGUGGUAAUGUCGAGUGGCUCUUCGAUGCUUCUGCACGACCAGAGAAGGACAACACGAGCAGGCUGCUCGCAGAACAGGCCAAAGCAAUACAAACCAAUUUAUCCCUUUUCUAUGAAAAACAUGCAGUCAUUUAAUGUUUGUUACAGUCAGUGUAUUACUUCCUUUUUUGUGUCUGUUUACCCAAACACUGUUAGUAAUGUCUUUGUGGUAUGUGCUCGUGUACAUUGCGUUAAAGAAAACGUGUGUGUGGAUGUACAGUAUAUAAGUGUACGAAGUGAGAUAUGAGAACUAUGAUGUGCUGAGUUUUGAACAGGUGAGUUAAAGGUCAAAAAGGGUGCUGUCACAUAUUUUAUUUAAAGUGCUCAUAUUGUGCUUUUUGGCUUUUCCCUUUCCUUUUAUUGUGUUAUAUGUCUUUGUG
Molecule: messenger RNA, 1753 nt
Organism: Perca flavescens (yellow perch)
Lineage: Eukaryota; Metazoa; Chordata; Actinopteri; Perciformes; Percidae
Gene: ldlrap1b
Product: low density lipoprotein receptor adaptor protein 1b
Exons: 9
Coding region: 276-1214 (312 amino acids)
Cellular component (GO): early endosome
Source: RefSeq, a predicted model, not a curated record